Molecule: messenger RNA, 819 nt
Organism: Rotaria sp. Silwood1
Lineage: Eukaryota; Metazoa; Rotifera; Eurotatoria; Philodinida; Philodinidae
Source: the annotation of a GenBank genome assembly
AUGGCGCGACAUGAAAUUAAUACAAAACAUCAACAAAUAAAACUUCCAAUAGAAACUGAAUGGAUUUGGCACGUUCAUCGUCUUCAUCCUUUAAGCUAUUAUAACGAUUGUACUAAACAACUUUCGGACGGAAAACUUGUCGAUAAAAAAGUUCGUCAACUUCUACAUAGUUAUGGAAACAAACGUCAUUCAAAGGUCUAUUUUUCAUCGAUAAAUAGUCGUCUAUUAUUCAUUCCAUCAAUCGAUUUGAGAAAAGCUGUCAUCCGUCAACGUGAUUUUCUUGAAAAAUUCCAAAGACAUUAUCUCUAUUCAUACGACUUAAAAAAGAUGGAUCGUUCACAAUUUGAACAUUUAGUACAAAGUUAUGUAUCAUUUAUGAAAUUGGCUCAAAAGAAUCAAAUGCUCGUACCAACUUUUGAUAUUGAUUUGAUAUGGCAUACACAUAUGAGAUAUCCAUCACAGUAUCAAACUGUUUCUACAGCUUUAUGCGGUUUUGUUCUUGAUCACGAUGAUGCGAUUGAGUCCAAUAUUCUACAAAAUGCUUAUCAGAAAACUGCUGAAAAAUGGGAAAAGACUUAUAAAUCAGAAUACGGCUAUAACAUUGAUCGAAAAAAUUUAGAAACAUCACAAUACAUGAGUUCAUGUGCAAUGGUUUUCGUACCAUUUUACAUUUCGAGUGGUGGAGGAUCAUCAUCAUGUGGAGCGAUUGGAGGCGGUUGUGGUGGUGGUGGUGGUGGUGGCUGUGAUGGUGGCGCAGGUUGUGGAGGUGGAGGUUGUGGGGGUGGAGGUUGUGGAGGUGGAGGCUGUGGCGGAUGUUGA